AUGAGGACGGCAACAUCACUAUCGUGGCCGGCGGGCCAACAGAUGAAGAAAGAGGUCGAACAAACAAGCUGUGCUGGAAGACGAAGAAGAGUGGGCAAAGCUUGGCGAAUAUCAAUCAACGCAACGCCGAAUGCUCGAGCCAGUACUGCCACCUUCAAAACAAUGUCCUCUAUUAGUACACGUUAUCCUCUGAGAUCGAGAGGUCUGGCACCUGCUCCUCCCCCUCCUCCUCCCCCUCCCGUUGCUACGCGAAACAUCGAAUAUACGAGGCCCAGAAGCUUCCAAGCAGCCUUCUCAACAAGACAAGAAACUCAACUGCUGUUAGUUACCUCGAGUUUCUCAACUACGGAAAUAUCAACCUGGCAGAAGAGGAGUACGGAGGUGAAGAGUUGGCUGAGAUCCCUUGAACGAGCAUUGAGCUGGAUGGAAGAUGUUCUGGAUGGAUUUGGUCAAAGGAUGACCCAAAGCCUGACAAGUGGCCAACCAGGAGCAGUUGAUGGAAUUCUCAAGGUGCUACAGAAAAUCUCAAACACGGAAAAGAUUGAAAUGGUCGAGGAAGAAACACAUUAUUCUCGCGACUCUAGAAAGUGA
This is a messenger RNA of Rasamsonia emersonii CBS 393.64, 591 nucleotides long. RefSeq lists its product as uncharacterized. The transcript is spliced from 5 exons. The coding region runs from base 1 to 591 and encodes 196 amino acids. The record is from RefSeq and is a predicted model, not a curated record. NCBI's taxonomy places the organism in Eukaryota, Fungi, Ascomycota, Eurotiomycetes, Eurotiales, Trichocomaceae.